AGCCAGGCACCACCAGUCCCCAUCAAUAACCCAAACCCUUUUCCUUUUUCAUUUUAUUAAUUUGUAUAUUAAUUUGGCCUUUUUAUGUUCUGUAAACACAUAUAUAUACCCUUCUCCACAUACUCCAUUGCCCACACCAGAAUUGGAAUUAUUCACUUCUCUCGUCUCCUUUCCGAAUGCCGGAAAACAUGAGCAUAUCUGUAAAUGGACAGUCCCAAGUCCCACCUGGAUUCCGAUUUCACCCCACGGAAGAGGAGCUCUUGCAAUACUAUCUCAAAAAGAAGGUUUCCUAUGAGAAAAUAGAUUUAGAUGUAAUUCGGGAUGUUGAUCUUAAUAAGCUCGAGCCAUGGGAUAUUCAAGAGAGUUGCAAAAUCGGAUCCACUCCUCAAAAUGAUUGGUACUUUUUUAGCCACAAAGACAAGAAGUAUCCCACCGGAACUCGCACAAACCGUGCCACCGCCGCCGGAUUCUGGAAGGCGACCGGGCGAGACAAGAUCAUUUAUAGCAACUUCCGGAGGACCGGGAUGAGAAAAACGUUGGUUUUCUACAAAGGGCGAGCUCCUCAUGGCCAAAAAUCUGAUUGGAUCAUGCAUGAAUACAGGCUAGACGAUAGCAUCGUUGAAACAACUGUCUCCAAUGCUAUGGAAGAGGGAACACAAGAAGAAGGAUGGGUGGUGUGUCGUAUCUUCAAGAAGAAAAAUAAUCAAAAAACCCUGGAUGAUCCCAUUAGCUCAUCUCUGAGUUCAGAAACCAGGAACCAUAUGUUCGGUUCAUGUAAUGAAGGAGACUUGGAGCAGAUACUCGAACACAUGCGACGGAAUUGCAAUGAAGAUGAUAUAGUAAACAACAGUUCGAGAUUCAUCAGGCCUAUCGAGACAGCCAUCGGCAAUGGCUACCCGGACUCAUUCAUGAAACUCCCGAGCCUCGAGAGCCCGAAUUCGACGAGCAGCCAAACCGGUUAUCGGCAGAUAAUGAUGGACAGUGGAGGUUCGAUCACAAAUAAGGUGAGUGGUAAUGAGUCACGACUCACAAACUGGGCAGCGCUGGACCGGCUCGUAGCCUCCCAACUCAACGGGCUAACAGAGACAUCUAGGCAAUUGGCCUGCUUCAGUGACACCUCUAUGGUUUACAGCAACCCCAGCACUGAUCACCAAAAUCAUGAUGAUCUCCAAUUACCGGCCGUUCAAUACAACAGCGAGAUAGACCUGUGGAGUUUCACUAGAUCAUCAUCUUCAUCCGACCCAUUGUGCCACGUGGUGAAUGCUGGUGUAUAACAGAACAACCCUACAUAUAAUCAUACCUUAGUACCUAAAGUCAGCAGGUUAUUAUUACAGCUAUCAGUUAUGUUGAUGAAUAUAUAUAUAUACGUGUAGAGAUGAUAAAUAAAAAAGUGAGAAUUAUUCUUCGACGAGGGACCCUUAUCUUUACUGAAUCAAGAUGUCUUCCAUUUUCG
Messenger RNA from Hibiscus syriacus, 1453 nucleotides. RefSeq names its product NAC domain-containing protein 43-like. Gene Ontology annotation, molecular function: DNA binding. Gene Ontology annotation, biological process: regulation of DNA-templated transcription. The coding region runs from base 177 to 1274 and encodes 365 amino acids. NCBI's taxonomy places the organism in Eukaryota, Viridiplantae, Streptophyta, Magnoliopsida, Malvales, Malvaceae. The record is from RefSeq and is a predicted model, not a curated record. The transcript is spliced from 3 exons.